AUCAAUCUUGCAGCACUGCGCUUUAUAUCGGCUGCCUUUGGCAGGCGCCAUUUAAGGAGUAGGUUUAGUCGUCGGUGAACGUAGAACAAAACGGACAGUUGCAGUUUCAGCCUCAAAGAGCGAGUCGUUUCUUUUCCUGUUGAUCUAAUUUUGUCCAGACUCCAUUCACUCCGGUGCCAGCGCAUUCUCAUAUCUCCUGUCUAGCUCAGCAACGACUCCUGGAACCGAGUAGGCUUCAUUACCCAGCUUUCUCCUCGCUUCCUCCGUCUUCCAACUUCAACAACUUCAAAAUGCGUGAGGUCAUCUCCAUCCACCUCGGCCAGGGCGGCAUCCAGACGGGCAACGCAUGCUGGGAACUCUACUGCCUCGAGCACGGUAUCCAGCCUGAUGGCCAGAUGCCCAGUGACAAGACCAUCGGCGGAGGAGACGACGCCUUCAACACUUUCUUCUCCGAGACCGGUGCCGGCAAGCACGUUCCACGUGCUGUGCUUGUCGACUUGGAGCCCAGUGUCUGUGACGAAGUGCGCACCGGUACCUACCGCCAGCUCUACCACCCGGAGCAGAUCAUUUCCGGCAAGGAGGAUGCCGCCAACAACUACGCGCGUGGUCACUACACCAUUGGCAAGGAGAUCGUCGACCUGGUGCUGGACCGCAUCCGUAAGCUGGCCGACAACUGUACGGGCUUGCAGGGUUUCCUGGUCUUCAACGCCGUGGGCGGUGGCACUGGCUCCGGUCUCGGUGCGCUGCUACUAGAACGUCUGUCGGUCGACUACGGCCGCAAGAGUAAGCUCGGCUUCACCAUCUAUCCGUCGCCGCAGGUGUCUACAGCCGUCGUGGAGCCGUACAACUCGGUGCUGUCCACGCACUCGCUGUUAGAGCACACGGAUGUGGCCGUGAUGCUCGAUAACGAGGCUAUCUACGAUAUCUGCCGCCGUUCUUUGGACAUCGAGCGUCCGACGUACACGAACCUGAACCGCCUGAUCGCCCAAGUCAUCUCAUCGCUGACUGCGUCUCUCCGUUUCGACGGUGCGCUGAAUGUCGAUGUGACAGAGUUCCAGACGAAUCUGGUGCCGUACCCGCGUAUCCACUUCAUGCUCAGCUCGUACGCACCGGUGAUCUCGGCCGAGAAAGCCUACCACGAACAGCUGUCGGUGGCGGAGAUCACCAACAGCGCGUUCGAGCCUGCAUCCAUGAUGGCCAAGUGCGACCCUCGUCACGGCAAGUACAUGGCUGCCUGUCUGAUGUACCGCGGUGACGUUGUCCCCAAGGACGUCAAUGCUGCCGUGGCCACCAUCAAAACCAAGCGCACCAUCCAGUUCGUGGACUGGUGCCCAACGGGUUUCAAGUGCGGCAUCAACUACCAGCCUCCGACGGUUGUGCCUGGCGGUGAUCUGGCCCGUGUGCAGCGUGCCGUGUGUAUGAUCUCCAACACGAGUGCCAUUGCCGAGGUGUUCUCGCGCAUCGAUCACAAGUUCGAUCUGAUGUAUGCGAAACGUGCUUUCGUGCACUGGUACGUCGGUGAGGGCAUGGAGGAAGGUGAAUUUUCGGAGGCACGUGAAGAUCUUGCGGCUCUGGAGAAGGAUUACGAGGAGGUGAGUGCGGAGACCGCCGAGGGCGAGGGUGAGGAGGAGGAGCUGGGCGAGGAGUACUAGGCAGACUCAUUUUCUUAAAUUGAUCUUUACAGGCACUCACUUUUUCAGUGAUGCUAGUAAAUAACAUGUGUUAGAACCAUGAAAUACCAGCUUCUCCUUCUACUA
Molecule: messenger RNA, 1757 nt
Organism: Phytophthora infestans T30-4
Lineage: Eukaryota; Oomycota; Peronosporomycetes; Peronosporales; Peronosporaceae
Product: alpha-tubulin, putative
Exons: 1
Coding region: 291-1652 (453 amino acids)
Biological process (GO): microtubule cytoskeleton organization; mitotic cell cycle
Cellular component (GO): microtubule; cytoplasm
Molecular function (GO): structural constituent of cytoskeleton; GTP binding
Source: RefSeq, a predicted model, not a curated record